Molecule: messenger RNA, 3790 nt
Organism: Leucoraja erinaceus (little skate)
Lineage: Eukaryota; Metazoa; Chordata; Chondrichthyes; Rajiformes; Rajidae
Gene: calcrlb
Product: calcitonin receptor-like b
Exons: 13
Coding region: 452-1867 (471 amino acids)
Biological process (GO): adenylate cyclase-activating G protein-coupled receptor signaling pathway; angiogenesis; cell surface receptor signaling pathway
Cellular component (GO): plasma membrane
Molecular function (GO): calcitonin receptor activity; adrenomedullin receptor activity; calcitonin gene-related peptide receptor activity
Source: RefSeq, a predicted model, not a curated record
CAGCCGAGUGGGGUGAGGGUUUGCAAGCUGCAUUUUGGAUACAGAGGGGCUCCCGAGCAAAGAUCGAGUUUCAGCUCGCUGGAGACUGAUGGUGAGCUGAAGGCGGGGUGAGAGUGAUGUAACAGGAAGCCGGAGGCUUGGCUGUUAACGAUGAUGCCCUUGCCCUGAUCACUCACUCGCCCGACACUAAACUUAAAGCAGGCAGCCCGACAAGAGCUGUCCCAUUGCGAGAGUGCACAGCGAGCUGACUGACUGGCAGCCUCUGUUCUGGAUUACCCACUCGGUAUCCUCUAAACAGAUCAAUUUCCACAUCCGAGGCAGGGGGAUCAACUUGGAAAGAAGCACAAAAAUUCUCCGCCCUCUCCCCACCCUAACCCCCUUCCUUGAGGAUCCAGUACUGCUCUGGUUGGCUGUCAUUUUCAAGUGUGAAUUACUCAAGACGGUGCCUUCGAUGGAAGGAAAACUGGUGUUUCAGAUUCUGUUCUUUAUUUUGGUUUCAAAGCAGCUGUUUGCAGCCGCUCAGACGAGUAACAGUACAAGGAAUGUGACAAUACAACUAUACAAUGGACUUGGCUUCACCAGGGAAAAAAUAAUGAUUGCACAAUAUGAGUGCUAUCAAAAGAUCAUGAAGGUGGCCGUGUACAGCAGAAAUGCUACGAGCCCCGUAUGUAGCAGGACGUGGGACGGGUGGCUAUGCUGGGAAGAUACUCCUCCUGGGGCAGUGGCUGUGCAACGAUGCCCCGACUAUUUUCAAGACUUUGAUCCGCAAGAGAAAGCAAUAAAGAUUUGCGAUGAAACUGGGAAAUGGUUUCGACACCCGGAGAGCAACAGAACCUGGACAAAUUACACACUGUGUACUGCAUACACAAAGGAAAAGCUCAAGACUGCAUUGAAUUUAUUGUACCUGGCAGUGAUUGGGCAAGGAUUAUCAAUGGCUUCUCUGCUGAUUUCUCUCAGCAUCUUCUUUUACUUCAAGAGUUUAAGUUGCCAGAGGAUAACACUUCACAAAAAUCUAUUUUUGUCAUUUAUUUGUAACUCCAUUGUCACCAUCAUCUGGCUAACCGCUGUGGCAAAUAAUCAGAAAUUUGUUGCAAGAAAUCUGGUCAGCUGUAAAGUGUUACAAUUCAUCUCUUUGUACUUAAUGGGCUGCAAUUAUUUCUGGAUGUUAUGCGAGGGCAUUUACCUUCACACGCUGAUUGUUGUUGCUGUAUUCGCUGAGAAACAACACUUGCUAUGGUAUUGUCUUCUUGGAUGGGGGUUUCCACUCAUUCCUGCCACGAUACACGCAAUAGCAAGAAGCAUAUAUUACAAUGAUAACUGCUGGAUUAGUUCUGACACUCAUCUGCUGUAUAUCGUUCAUGGUCCUACCUGUGCAGCCCUGUUGGUUAACUUGUUUUUCUUGCUAAAUAUCGUCCGUGUCCUUAUAACCAAGUUAAAGGUCACGCACCGAACAGAAUCAAACCUGUACAUGAAAGCAGUGAGGGCGACCCUGAUAUUAGUUCCACUGCUUGGGAUCCAGUUUGUUCUGUUCCCAUGGAAGCCGGAAGGCCAAAUAGCUGAAGAGGUCUACGAUUAUGUGAUGCAUAUUUUAAUGCAUUAUCAGGGUUUAUUGGUGGCAACAAUAUUUUGCUUCUUCAAUGGAGAGGUUCAAGGUAUAUUAAGACGCCACUGGAAGCAGUACAACAUUCAGUUCGGGAACAGCCUGACCCACUCAGAAGGCCUGCGCUCUACCUCUUACACUGGGACUUCUAUCACGGAAGUACACGGGAGCCUGUAUAAUCAUGAUCCCAGCAGCGAAUAUGCAAAUGGAAAGAAUUUUCAUGACAUUGAAAUAAUUGGCGUGAAAGCAGGAGAAAUACAUACCUAAAGAGAAUCAAAAGUGCCUGCCAGCGAUGAGGAUUUCAGUGACCAUAAACUUUCUUCUUUCACUUUAUUGGAAGAGCUAGUUCAGUCUUUACUAAAGGUUAUUUUCAUCCUCAACCAUCAUCUUAUUACUACCCGAUUGUUCAUUGCACAAUUGAUAAAAUAAAUACUAGAAUUGUUAAGCUAUGUCCUUGGCACUGUUCGAAAGACAUCCAUUGAAAUAGGAGACUUGUAAAUAUUCUUCUAUUUCUGGUCUUCAUACCACCAGCCAAUAUUAUCCCUAAAAACCAUCAGGCGGUGAAGGUAGGUGCAAUAGUAGAUUCUAAUUUCACAGAAGGAUGGUCUUUGUCAUCAGAUGAGUAAUAUCCUGAUUACUGAUUCACUUGUGCCAACAUUAUUAUACACCUGAUCAAUUCCAAUCUCCGUCAUUGGUGGAACUUCAACUGGUGAAGAGUGAGAUCUUCUUAACAUUCCCUCAGGGUUUAGGCGCACUGCCCUAAUGAUAUAUUAGUUUUAUGUUUUCUAUAUUUUAUAUUAAAACAGGCUCUUAUAAUUAUCAUAUAAGGAAACACUUAUGUCAUAACUAUCUUGCAGUAUUGAAUUUUUGAAUUUCUUAAUGCUGGAAAAUAAAAUAGUAUUCAAUCAUUUUAACUUGUUUUUCUCUGUAAAUAUGAUUUGUGAAAUUUCAAUGUAUUUAUUGCUUGGUGAGUAAAAGUUGUAAUAAAAUGUGCAAAGUGUUCUUUUCACAUUUUGCUCUUUUCCAGGUAGUGUGAUUGUAUUUCAUAUUUGACAUGUGCAAUGUGUGUUGAGGUUAUGUACCAAAAAUGGAAUAAACUUUUGCCUUCCACGUGCCAAGUUUCUCACAGAUUUCAACAUGAUUUGGAAUCUAUACUGAAUGUGCCACUUCAAUUAGUUUGUAGUUGGAAGGAGGGGAUAAUCUUUGCCAAUGUCUCCAUGGAAAAUGUGGGUUGUAACUUCCUGAAGGUUGGUUAAAAUUAAAUAUGUAUCAAAAUACUCACUUUAGAUAAUUUUUUAUAUUUAUAAAGCAAGCCCAUACAACCAAAGCCAGGAUCUAUUCACCAAAUUGUACAAUAUUUCAGCACAGAUUAGGUCCUUGGUCUAUUAAGUGUGUAUAAUUGUUCAAUACCACUCAUUUGCUGAUUACUCUGGUUUAUAUAUACUUGAGGAUUCGUCGACUAUCAAUUAUCCCAUCCCUUUCAUCAUUACCUCUUAUCAGAAUUUACUUCAAGAAACCAAACAUCACGAGGAAAAGAUUUAAAGUGGGAAAAAGAAACCUUUGUUUCCUUUGCAAAUGUAAGAUUAAAAAAACAAAUAUAUAUUUAUAUUGAGGAAAGAUCUUUCAUGAUACUAGAGAAGAGGUUUUUUUGAGUGGUUUAUAACAAAAUAUCGACGGAAUAUUGAAAAUGCAAAUUUCAUAUUUAGUGAUAACAAAUAGUUCUGAUUAAGGUGGUGCAAUUGUCAUAAUCUGAUCUGUUUGACAGGUGCCACCCAGAGGAACCAGUGCACUAGAUUUCUCCACUGUUGUGCAAUGGUUGAAACAUACACAUAUUCUGAUGGGGGAAAUUGUUCUGGGGAAAGACUUAAAGAGAUGAUAGUGGACAGAUUGUUCCUCUAAGAUUGGUUUUCAAUUUAAAGUGUGUUCUGUAACAAAUAUCAUUAAAAUACAGCUUUCAUCUAAACCAAAGUGGAUCUAUUCUCCUCAACCUAUUAUCUGCUGUAUGAAUGUCAUGGCUUACUUUAGGCUGUUGUGGUUUCCAUGUUUAUUAACAUCUUCACUGAAAUGAAUGUGGCCACGGCUGCUGAAUGUUUUACUUUGUCACAGAGAGAGUCAUUUGUUAAGUUUGUGUGAUAAUGUAUCUGAAGGUCAAAGACUUAAUAAAAGAGUGCUUUCAGCAUAAUAAACUAA